Messenger RNA from Perkinsus marinus ATCC 50983, 2219 nucleotides. RefSeq names its product beta-1,3-n-acetylglucosaminyltransferase, putative. Lineage: Eukaryota; Perkinsozoa; Perkinsida; Perkinsidae. Bases 20 to 1915 code for a protein of 631 amino acids. Gene Ontology annotation, molecular function: hexosyltransferase activity. The transcript is spliced from 11 exons. The record is from RefSeq and is a predicted model, not a curated record. Gene Ontology annotation, cellular component: membrane.
AGUUUCUUUGCUACCUAGAAUGGCAGUCGGUACAGUCUGCUGCCGUACUCGGCUAUUAUUACUAUUAUUAUUAAUAACCAAUCUUAGUAUUGGUCCUGUUGCUGCUGCUGAGGUGAAGGGAUCAUUAGAGAAGAAGGCUACUCUUGAAGGACCAUCGAAUGAUUGCUGGGAUUUGGUAAUAGUAAUACCGAGUCAUAUAACAGAGUUCUCGAGGAGAUGUGCAGUAAGAGAUGGAUGGGCACGUCAAUUGAGGGGUCAUGAACAGAAUAACCGUGGUGGUCUACGAAGUAUUAAAUUACUAUUUACUGUUGGAGCACAUUAUCCUGAUAAUUAUACCAGGGAUACAGCGAUGGCCGAAAUGAAGCAAUUCGGCGACAUUCUACAGCUCCCCGAGUGGUUCGAGGAUCGGUAUGAUGCCCUCGGUACCAAAGUGCGGUUAUCUUUCCAAAGGGCCGUGGACCAACUUGGAAAGUUCCGACUGCUCCUCAAAGCGGAUACCGACAGCUUUGUGCACGUGGAUAGGCUACUUGACUUUAUAGAUCAGCAUGAUAUGUGGAAUAAGGAAAGGGUAUAUGCAGGAUCCUUCCGGCACGCACCAGUGAUGUGGGAGCCGGAGAAUAAGGAUCAUAAAUGGUUUGAUGCUAAGUUUACUCAAAUGACCGGCCUUACUCAGUAUCCAUGGAAUGCUCAGGGAGGUGGUUAUGUUAUAUCAUAUCAACUUGCCAAGUACCUAGCCCAUCCACCAUUACAAUUAAAGUCAUGGACGCAUGAAGAUGUUGGUGUAGGAGCAUGGCUUAUGGCAUUGGACCAUGAACAGAUCGAGAUGCCGGUCAGCUACGCCGAGCCGGAAUGCGGGUGUGGAGCUGAGUGUUGGUCCGGACCUAGCAUACCAGAGCCUGUGAUCGACCAUUACGUGCCGGAGUAUUUCCAACGAUGGCGAGAACGACGAUAUGAGAUUUUUGGGGAUUCGUGUUGGACGCCGGAAAAUGGGGAGGAAGAGACGGUACCAUCCGACAUUUUACUUGGUGAUAGAAGUGCGUAUCCUCCCAUUGUUAUGGGAGUACUUCAGCAUCGAUAUUACCUGAGUCCAUUGAUGGCCUUUGGUGAGGAAACUCUCCUUGAUGACCAUUCGGAUACACGUUUGGGUGUGUGCGGUAUCACUUUUACAUGGAGUAACCCUGACAACGAUGGAAUAACGAGUAACGUUCCCUUUAUGGGGAGUAAGGAUUCUGGUAUGAUGGUAUGUCGUGGUAGUGAUGGGAAUCUUUAUGACCAACUUGAGUGUACUACUCAUCGUCCUGCAGAUGAGAAUAAUAAUAACGAUGAUGACGAGGAGUGGUUAUUAGUUGAUAAUAAAUCCACUCUGGAGCGGUUACCUGUUACCUUAUCUGAUGUGCUAUUGACUAGGACUAGAUUGACCCUAUCCCAGUGUAAGGAGUUGGGCAGGUUCCCUCAGGAGAAGGUGGUAAGGGCUAUUGGGUGGGUCCCGACACAGGAUGAUGAUGAUGGACGGGGGACUUGCCGAGUAUAUGCUGAGAGUAGUAGUGAUGAUAGUAAUGCAACUGAAGUGCAACCGUUGCUGUUAACUGAAGUGCCAUUGGUGAUGGAAAGUGGGAGCAGCUCAUGGACGAGCAGAGAAUUAUUCUACCAACGAGAUCAGAAUCAUCGGCGACUUCCCAUUGAGUCAUCUAAAGCGGCUGUUCAGAUCGGUCGAAAUAUCGCUCAUUAUAAGUGGUAUAACUCGUUGAUGAGAAGUAUAGCGCAUCUAGUGGUCGUGGUUGUUCUGGCGGGAGUGAUGGCAGUAGUAUUGACGAUUGUCGUACCAAGGCUUGGUCGACUUUCCCCUUUUUAUCCUCUUCUUGGUGUCCGUAAAACGAAUUUAUUCCGUAUCUCACCACGUAAGAAUAGUCGGUGAGAGGGCAACUCAUACUCAUCAUACUGUUUGUGCUGAUACUAAGGAUUUGUAUACUAGUUGUAGUAGCAAUUUCAGUGCAUCUGUGUAUGUGCUUAAUAUAGUUGCUAAUGAUAAUAAUAGCAGUGCAUCAUAGUCAACUUUUUGUGACCAUCACUGGUCCGCGUUCCCAAGAUCUAUUCUGUCGUCACUGUACGUAUUGUCCUUGUGGGGUAUUUCCUUUCUUUCGUGGGAUCUACAACGAUAUCUAUCGCCGCUGUAGGGUCCCCCGUAUAGUCGCCAUAGUCGCAGCAGGAGUAUCUAUCCA